AUAUCCUCACCAUAGCAGAGUUACCGCUAACAACCUGUACGACAGUUUUCAUUUCAGGAUCUUGCUUUAUAUAUUAUAUUGAAAUAAUUUUUUUUCCAGAAUGAUAUUUUAAGUGAGUUAAAUGAAAUAUUUUUGCAGCCUGUAAAGAAAUAGGCAAACCUCCGUGGAACACUGGUUGUAAAGCAUUGGUUGUAACCGACAUAUGUUCUAUUUCAAUCACUUAUUUAUCGUAAUUUAUUGAAUAACAGGUUUGAUAUCAGAAGCAUUCAUUUUUUAGUAUUUCUCAGUGAAAUAUUUCCAACAGAAUUUGAUUUAGCAGUUUAUUGACAGUUUUCUUUUUAAAGAGAACAGAUUUAGACAAGCAGGAUUUCAAAUUGUUAUUUUCUGAAAACUUUUAGUAAGGUAAAAAAAUGUCUCUUUGCUCAAGUAACAGGGAUCAGAGUAAUACUUAACAUUACGAAAGUAGUUAUCAAUUUAACUUUGUUUUAGAGAAAGCCCAUUUCUCCAUUUAUAAGUGUUGUCCUAGAAAUAAAAUCAAUUUACAGAAUCUUAUUGUGUUUUGAAAUGAGAGUGUUGCAGCGUGCAUUUUCUCUGCAGUAUCUUUUAAUACAAAUUCUAUAUCGUUUGAUGUAUGAAAUGCAAUUUGUCCUUCAGAAAAAUUAAAUACAGAAUUGAUCAUGUAACCAGUGGUGUCAUGGUAAUUGAGAAAGGCAGUUGUAAAAACUAAUUAAGAUUUAUUCUAGAUUGAUAGCCUCUCUGUCGGACUACAUCUUGUGUAACUCAGGUAGACAGAUUCAUAUAACAUCACAUGUAUGGUUAAUAUCAAACCUCGUUUAUAUUAAUGAGAAAAACCAAAUUCUUUUAGAGAAAUGUGCAACAUCACAUACUGCUAUGAAAAUACUCUGCCGUUUAAAAUGAGACAGUUGUCAAAAGUUUAAAAAAAAUAUAUAAGAGAAAACAAAACAAUCAAAGAUCCAGCACUGCAUGGUGUAUAACGAAGACACCUGUAUAUGCUUAUGUGCGGCGGGAAAUGCAUUCUUUUCAGCUUUUUGUUCAAGAAUCAAAGAUAUAUGGCUUUGCUUAGUAUAAACCUUUGCUUAAAGUAUAGAGCCAUGCAAUACUGAUAUAAAUUCAAAUUGGAUUCUGGAUCUUCACAACUGUGGUGAUUCCCUUAACAUUUCAAUUGGAUUGUGGAACUACACACCUAUUGCGAUCCCUUACAUCCUAGAGAACAAGGAAAGCACCUCUGCGUGAAGAAACAUCUGAGCAGUUCUAGAAUUGAUUCUAAAGAGCUCUUUUCAAAUAAUCCAGGAACAAUCAGGAAGUGCCACAGAAAAUAAAAAAGAUGGAAGCUUUUAAGACUUGCCUCUGUUACUUUGGUGAUGCACUGUUUCCUGAAUGAAGUAUGAGUUUGACAAAUAAAAAGGCUUUGAUAUUGGCAAGCUUGAAAUGCCGGCAAUUCCCUUGGUACCUCAGAUCCUGCAGGAAAUAGGCAAAAUGGCAUUGGUGUGCUGAUGUGCCUUCAUGUGAUUGAGGAGAUACAGCGAUUAAAAACUGUCAUCAUUUAACGAGUGAUUCCACACAGAAUCUGCUGAUGGGAAAUCCUCUGCUAAGACUUGAUACUAGGAAAGUAUUUUAGACUGCACAAAUUGAUGGAAGUCAUUCUACAGCAGUGGUAUUUUGUGUUGGCGUACUGAACAUCGUGGAACUACCUCUACUAUGUGAAUCACAAAUGCAUUCAAAAAGGAGAAAGAACGAUCAAAUGUUAAAAAUCUAGUCCACUUCACAAAAUUACCCGUCAACAUUGCUACCCAAAAAAACUAUAUAAAGUUUGGUGCUGGAGCUAUUUAGACAAUGUUGAGAGAUGUCAUUCCUCCAUCACAGAGAAGAUUGCCUGAGGUGCUGAGUUCACUGGCUUUAUCUGUUGUAUCAUCAACACAAAAGGCUCAUGGUGUCAUAAUCUACAAUACAGAAAAAACAAAUCAUCUUUAAUUCAGGAAUGAAAAGAUAUGUUUAACAAAGUUUACCUUCAAAGCAGUGCAUGGAUUUGAUUCUGUAUAGGACAGAUUCAUUGGACAAAAUACAAAAAGGAAAUAUCCUCCAAUGAUCGGAUGUGAGGGAAAACAGUGUAAAGAAAUUACAGCCACAAAAAAAUCAGCUUGUAUACAGGGUCAAAGAUCGGCUACCAUACAGGGUCAAAGAUCGGCUACCAUACAGGGUCAAAGAUCGGCUACCAUACUGGGUCAGAGAUCGGCUACCAUACAGGGUCAAAGAUCGGCUACCAUACAGGGUCAAAGAUUGGACAGCAUACAGGGUCAAAGGUCGGCUACCAUACAGGGUAAAUUCCUGUUGUAGGAUAGAGUUAUAAGGGAGGAAUACAUUUAUCUGAUCAGCUGCUGCUGGAUAAAAAAAAAAGUCAAUAGUUGCCAUAAUGCCGGGUUUCAAUGCGUCUUUGACGAGUUUUAAUGAGAAAACAUGACAGUCAGGUGACACAGUGUUAAAAGAUGUUAGUGAUGUUAAACCAUCAUUUCUCAACAAUGGUUUUCAGAUCAUCACCAAGUAUUAUGAGAAAUUCCAUUCAUGUGGUUGGAAUUUAAUCUUUAAAGAGAUAAAUAUUAAAGAUAAAUUUUUAUUAUGCCGGACCAAAAUGACAAUAUUGCAGACGAACAUUCGUUAUUGUCGGGACUCAACUUGUCAAACCUGAACAUCACAUUGAACGGGACAUUUGACUUGUUCAACUACCCUUUCCCUGAUUUUUUUGAUGAUUUCAAUUUGAAUGAAUCACCAAACAGUGACCUUGGUUACCAGAAGGACUUACUAAUGUACUACCUAAUGGGUAUCUGUGGAAUGACCCUAUGUUGCUUGGGAAUUAUUGGCAAUAUAUUGUCUGUGAUUGUUCUUAGCCAACGCCUGAUGCGAUCCUCCACAUAUUCCUACCUCUCUGCUCUAGCCUUGAGUGACACUUUCUUCCUCUUUAUGACUAUGUUACUACUCAUCAAAGACACAAAAAAGCCUGUUAAGUCGGAGAUUCGAUGGAUGGAGCCAUUCUAUGUGUAUAUGUUUCCAUAUAUCCAUCCCACAGCUCUCACAUUCCAAGUCACAUCAAUAUGGCUGACUCUCGCAUUCACAGUCGACCGCUACAUCAUGAUCUGCCACCCGUUUAAGGCAGAGCGCUGGUGCAGUGUGGGAAGGGCUAGGAAAGUGAUCUGUGGCCUUGUCACUGCCGGUUUUGUGUAUAACAUUCCACGUUUUUUCGAAUAUAAAGCUGAAAAAGAACAGUUUCAAUUACCUUCCGAUAUCAUUGCCAACUUUACAAUUCCCUCGCCACUGCUGAUUAAGUUGACAAAGUUCGGUUCGAGUAACUUGUUCCGGGAGAUUAUACAUUCUUGGCUCUAUCUUGUAUGUGUAGCUGGAAUUCCAUUUUUGGCCUUAGUAGUUCUGAAUACAUUUCUUAUAAGAGCUGUCCAUGAGUCACGUAAAAAAGGAUUACAGCUCAAUUCUAAAGAUAAACGGAGAAACGAUACUACUAUAAUGUUGAUCGGCGUUGUGAUCAUAUUUCUGCUGUGUCAGGGUCCUGCUUUAGUGUCAAGAAUGAUUUGGGCAUUGGAUUUUAACGCUGCCUUCACCUCUUUAUCAUGGUAUACAUUUAACGAAGUGUCAAACUUUCUUGUCAUAAUCAAUUCUGCCAUAAAUAUAGUGCCAUAUUAUUUUUUUGGGAAGAAAUUCAGACGACAGUUUUGGCGGACAUUUUGUUCUUGUAUAUUAACAAAGGAAGAGAUACGUCGUCUGGCACGUAGCCUUAGCCUAACUAUGGACAAUCGCAGAGCCAGCAAUAUAAGUAACCCGCAGGCACAGCAGGUAAAUAACUGUCGAGCAGGGAGUGCUGAUGACGGGAGGAGACACAAGAACAGCAUCGCUGUACCACUCAUACCUAAUGUCCAGCGGUCAUCAUUCGAGGAGUUAAAUGUUCCGCCCAUUACAUACAAAGGAAACCAUGACAGUUUCUCGUCUACCGGCUCUGGGCAUGAACUGCCCGACACUGCUGCAUCAUCUGAACCCUGCAAACUCAUGGUGAAUUUAGAAACUAAUGGAAACUGUGAGAUGAUCAAACUUGAUACAUCAGCAUCCUGUGACAAGUGUCAAAACUACAACGCCAUCUUAUAGCGUUAAUUUAUUGGUAUAAUAUAUUUGUUAUCAAAUUUGAAAAGGCAAUAUUUGGAAUGUAAUGUGUAACCCUAUCCAGCAAUACUGGCCGCCUUGUCUCAGGCUUUCGUUGUUAUUAUUUACCAUGUUAUAUUUCUAUCGUUCAUCCAUAAUGUACAUCAGUCGUUGUGGAAUAGUGUAAAUUUUAAUGUAAAUAUAAAGCAAGUUUUGAUCCUGACAGUAACUCUUAUCAGCCAAUUCUACGUUUGUGUGGCCGCAAUUAUAGUGGAUGUAAACCUUACAUGAACAGUAUAUAUAACUCGAUCCUCUAACAGUCCAGUCUCUCUCAGCCUGUGUAAUCCAAAUCCUUACAACAAGUGAAAUGUCUUGAGCUGUUUGUUUUAGACAGGCUUUGCGGUAUACAUAUAUAUAUAUAUUAAUCAUGUUUGCCAUGACAACAGAAAUUAUACAUUUAUAUGAAAUUUAUUUCUUGUUGAAUGUAUUUAUUUCUAUCAAUUACCAGACUUGUAAAAAAAGAUGAACAUUUUCUUGUGAAGAUAAUUAACCUGGUAUUGAAAUUAAAAAAAGAUAUAUAUUAACU
Molecule: messenger RNA, 4744 nt
Organism: Pecten maximus
Lineage: Eukaryota; Metazoa; Mollusca; Bivalvia; Pectinida; Pectinidae
Product: FMRFamide receptor-like
Exons: 6
Coding region: 2635-4164 (509 amino acids)
Biological process (GO): G protein-coupled receptor signaling pathway
Cellular component (GO): membrane
Molecular function (GO): G protein-coupled receptor activity
Source: RefSeq, a predicted model, not a curated record